GCCGGGCACGCCUGAGGUAGGACCAGUCGGUCAGUACUGCAUAUGGUGCCACAGUGAGAGGACGGACCGCUGAGGCUCUCAUCAUCAAGAGAAAGCAAGCGAAGACCUGAGAGAGAGAGAGGCGGCCGGAACAGUGACAUGAAGACCCAUUGUAGUGGGAGCCUCGUCCUGGAAUGGUGGCGUCCUAUUGUUGUCAUCCUCACGCCCCUCAUCCUAUCCUUCCUGCUUAUUCUCGCCCCUAGCCCCGAAGCGCGAUGCGCUUACGUCAUCAUGGUAAUGGCAGUGUACUGGAUGACGGAGGCGCUUCCACUGGCGGUGACGGCUCUGGUGCCGGUGUUCGCCUUUCCCCUACUGGGGGUGCUCUCCACGGGCGCCGUCUGUCAGGUCUACCUGAAGGAUACCAACGUCAUGUUCAUGGGCGGUCUCAUCAUGGCGGUGGCCGUAGAGCACUGCAAUCUUCACAAACGCAUCGCUCUCUUCGUCAUACUGCACGUGGGCCAGAGUCCUCGCCUGCUGAUGGCGGGGUUCAUGAUUACUACCACCUUCCUCUCCAUGUGGAUCUCCAACACGGCUGCCGCAGCCAUGAUUGUACCCAUAGUUGAUGCCGUCGUGCUCGAGCUGGCAAAGAUGAAGAUGAUAGAGGCCCGGCGAAAGCAGGAGGGUAUGGAACCUACCCUACAGGAGGUCACUGUGUCACUACCCAAACAGAGUUGUCUCAAGCUCUGUGAUUCUGACGCGACUUUCACCGACAUCAUCUAUAAAGAUGGGACGCCUCAGUUGGACCAGAAGAAAGCAGCGAAGGCGGCAGAGUUCUCGUUGCCAGAGGACGACGAGGACGACGACGACGCUUACGAGGAGUCUCAGUCUGUUAGGAAGAUGUUCUUUUUGUCCGUGGCCUUCGCUGCCAACAUUGGUGGCACCGGGUCGCCCCUCGGCUGUGGCCCAAACCUGGUGGUGAUGGGCAUCCUUCAGAGCACGUUCAGCGAGCCUACUGACCUGAACUUCGCUACUUGGAUGAUGUUCAACGUUCCUGGAAUGAUUUUAUGCUGUCUUCUAGGGUGGUGCUGGCUUCAGGUCCUCUACAUGUGUUGUGGGAACAACAGAGUGCAGAGGUCGAGUCCAGCCCAAGAGCGAGCGAUGAAGACCUUCCUGUGCGAGCACUACGAGUCCCUGGGCAGGAUCACUCAACACGAGCUGGUGGUGCUGCUCUCCUUCACCCUCCUGGUGUUCCUGUGGGUCUUCAGAGCUCCUGGCUUCAUCCCAGGCUGGGCCCAACUCAUCUCCAACACCUUCGAGGAGAAAGUGCUUAUACGGGAUGCAACACCUGUGAUGCUGAUAGUAUUUCUGCUCUUCUGCAUCCCAGCGAGGUCUGAGUGUUGCACAGACCCCAACCCUGACGACCGGAAUAUGAAGAGCAGGCGGCGCUUGGAGACGUGUCUGACGUGGGAGGUGGUUCAUGAGAAGGUGCCUUGGGGUGUGAUCCUCCUGCUGGGGGGAGGGCUGGCCAUGGCCGAGGCUGCCAAGGUCUCCGGGCUCUCCGUCUUCCUGGGCCACCAGCUCCAGCACUUCGUCAUCAUGCCCAAAGAGCUCAUCGUGUUCGUGGUGUGUCUGAUGACCGCCAUGCUCACCGAGGUCGCCUCCAACACCGCCACCGCUUCCGUCCUCCUUCCUGUCAUCAAGGACCUGGCGUUGGGAAUCAACGUUAACCCUCUGUACCUGAUGCUGCCAGCCACAGUCUGCUGUGCCUAUGCUUUCAUGCUGCCUGUUGCCACCCCCGGCAACGCUAUCAUCCUGACAGCCGCUCGCAUGAACACCUACGAGAUGAUGCGGGCAGGACUGGUGAUGAACGUGCUGUGUGUCCUGGUCAUCACCAUCAUGAUCAACACACUCGGGGUCAUCAUUUUCGACCUCAACAACAUUCCUUCAUGGGUCAACUCCUCUACCGCUGCUGUGUUAUGAAUUCCUGUAUCAGGGAUGUAUUGUUCUUAUCCACUGUUAUCUCAGUCCCGUCCUUCACCUGCUGUAGCCCUUGUUAUGCAGCACAUCACAUGGGGUCACGUGACUACACAUCUCUACUCCUGAGUGUGGACACAUUACUGCGAGACAUGAGUCACGUGACUACACAUCUCUACCCCUGAGUGUGGACACAUUACUGCGAGACAUGAGUCACGUGACUACACAUCUCUACUCCUGGAGUGUGAACACAUCACCUGCAUUACUCAUAUCGUCUUAAGAAAACUAGAAAAGGAUUUCAGCACAACCAUAUACGUCUUGAACUUGCUUGUAGGAAAGUAAUUUAUGUGUGCUGUAAUCCCGUCAGCUACUCCUCUGAGACAGAUGUAGACAUUAACACAUGUUCACAUAUGUAGAAGCAUAUUAAUCUGACAGUAAUGUCAGCCGUAAACGUAGGAGUCUUCGCUACAACCAUCUCACUACUUCUAACCAUCUUAUCCACAAGUUUUGUAGGCCUUCACCACCACAAUUUGUACCUCGGCUAACCUUAAAAUAUAGCAUUAUACCACGACCCCUCAUCUCAGGCUCGCGUCACACACCCCACAAUGGCGGCCACUCUUAGAGAGACGCGAGCUGCUGGAGACUCUGUCGCCACUGUCGUCCUCUGCGACACGUGAUCACAAGUGCUCAACACGGCUCUACUCCUUUUGCUCCACUAUGAAUGAAUUGCUGACGCUUUUCACUGUUAUCAGUUACAUUAGCUACCUCCUUUGCCUUGGUUGAGCCACCACCUGGAGCAGUAGUUCUCAAUUGGGGUUUCGGGAGUGCUUAGGUAGGAUUCCGUGAGCGACUCGUAGCAUAGGUCUUAAUAACUCGACUCUAAUGCACUGCUGAUGAAGUCUAUUAACCACUGAUGAUGAAGUGACUUCAUCAGUCACUGCUGAUGAAGUCUAUUAACCACUGAUGAUGAAGUGACUUCAUCAGUCACUGCUGAUGAAGUCUAUAAGUAAUAACUUCCAUUGUAUAUCUGUUUCAGAAUUAGAAUGUUUACAUUUAAUAAUUGUGCGGCUUAAAAAUUAAAAACACAGUUGAGAACCACUGCUGUACGUAUAAAUAUUUAUAUAUUUAUGGAUAAAUAUAUAAAUAUUUAGUUAACAGAGAAAAUAUCAAAACUAUUCCAUUCACCUGGGCUCUGGGAGACUCGAACCGUAGACCCCACGUGUGUGAGGCCGAAGCUCUAUCCACCGAACUACUGAGUAGCCUUAAUAAGGAAAUAUAGCUUUGAUCAAAGCUAUACAAUGGGUUCGAACCUGCGCCUGUGGACUCCUCAAGCACACUCUGGUUUAAUUGUUGUUGUUGUUAAGAUUCGCUACUUGGAACAAAAAGUUCCAAGUAGCACGGGCUAUGGUGAGCCCGUAGUGGACUUACCUAGCACAGGAGCGGGGCUGUAACUUGACCUGUCUGGUUUAAUCCCAUUGUACGGCUGUAUUUUCUCCUUGAUAUAUCACCUUCUUGUGAUUCCAUUGUGUAUUAAGUUAGGAGUUUAUGAGCCAAAUACAGUAUUAAUAAAGGCAUGUAUAUCAGGUUGGAGGUGCUAUAAUAUAGCAAUACUUGGUAAUGACCAAUAACAAGACACAUACCUCAACACACACAGAGAUCACACUAACGUGAUGCAUCAAAUGAACAAAUCCACAAGGGCCGUGACGAGGACGCAGGUUCGAAUCCUCGUCACGGCCCUUGUGGAUUUGUUCACACAUACUUCAAGCCAACUACAGUAUGGCGGCUUCUCGGAUCAUUUAUUUUUGUAUCCGAAUAUUUACCUUCAGUAAACGGCUCAGGAAUUUAUUUCAUAAAAGAAAAGUGUUGAGGAAAUGUAAUCAAUAGUAAUCAAAUUACAACUACGAGGUCAUAGGCGGAUUAUUGGUGACUUUUUAUAAGUUGAAUUUAGUAUCUACUAUGAUACGAACUGACGUGUUGAAUCACUUGGACUGUGAUAAAUGGUUGAGUAAUUAGUAAUACACAUAACUGGGUUUGGCAGUGGUUAAACAAUUAUUUAUUAACAUUAUAGAUUUAUUAUGAGUAGGCUGCAAUGGUCUUUCUACGUUAUAUUUUAUCUAUAGUAUAAAAAAAAUCCAGUUUAAAAAGUGUUUUAAGUGGUUGAUAUUAGUGAAACAGUUUGGUUAUUGUUGUACACUGUGAGCCCCGUACUAGCUCACACACUGUUUAACCCCUGAUACUUUGUCUUCAGAAAUCCAACAUUGGCUGUAUCUUAAGAUUUUAGUAAAUGCAAACAAGUGGAGCUCCGCUUUGUAACUAGUCAUAUGGGUAUAUAAUUCAUGAAGUUGACGAUGAAACAGCAAAAUGUGCAUUCAUCAUGAACUUGUUCCAUUCACAUAUUAGAGUAUUCAAUCAGCAGGUGUUUUUCAGUAAAGAGGCAUUACACAGAUUCGUCUACUUGGAGAUGGCUGUUAAUAUGAUGUGGCCAAUUCUUAGAAUUAAAAGCAGUUUCCAAUCCACGUUGAAUUGGGAAAAAGAGUCUAUAAAUAAUCUAUUCUAGCCUAGUGUGGAACAUUGCUAUUUUUGGUAAACAAAAAAGUUAACUUUAGCUUAGUUCCAGAUUUAUUUAUUUGUAUUUAUCAUUAAGAGACGAUCUCAAACACUAUUAUAUUUAAUCACAUUUUUAGGAAAACUGGAAAGUAGAUGAGUGUCCAACCUCUCUCCUCUAAACAACAAAAUUCAUCAUAUUAUAUAACUGAUAUCCAAACGCUUGUUUCUUAUUCUUUGUUUGUUUGUACGUUAUAUGAAGCAGAGUCAGUUUGUUUUUUUAUAUAAGUUUGUAGGUAAAGGGAAGUGGAGCCACUUUAACAUAACUAUUCUUCUCCAACCAAUGGGUUCUCUUGGGACAUAGACUUAAUGACACAGAGUUCUUUGUGAUGUAUAAGUUACAGCAAUCAGUGAAGGUACCUCCUCUUCCAGCCAUCACUGGUGGAAAAUAUGGUAGUAAUUCAUACAUGUCAAUGAACAGUGGCAUAUCAUGACAUUACUUUAUCUCAAGAUUCCAUGUUAAAACAUUUGGUGCUCAUUUUUAGGUAAAUUAUUUCAGUUGCACUAUAAAUAUGUAAUGACCGCAAUUUGUGUAAUAUGUUCUAUCAUUUGGGUUGAUUUCUGUUACAACUAAAAUCUAUAACAGAUUGAAGAGGAAAAAGUCUUGUGUGUAACAGUUGUGAUGAGUGAUGCAGAUGUCGUCCAGUUCCCACGGUGUGAACCUUCUCUUCCCCAUCCCCACACUUUCUGCCCCAACCCUUCCUCAUGACAGAUCUACCCUACCCUAACCCUUCCUCAUGACAGCUCUACCCUACCCUAACCCUUCCUCGUGAUUGUCCAAGACACUUUCCUUCCAUGUACCCAGGGCUACUAUUUUGUCUUUCUAUUUAAAUCUCUCUUCCAUGGACAUUCCGUCUAUUCUUUUCCGACGUUCUCCUUUUCUCCCCUAACAUUCCGUCCUGUGUCUUCGAAGACAUUCCGUCCCCUCUGUCUCCCGACGCCCCGUCCGUUCCCACUCCUUCCAUUCUGACCUCAGUACGAGAGUUUUCCCCUUACCCUAUAACCAUGCCUUGGUCUCUAAUAUAACCCGGGAGGCUCCAGUCGUCUAACCCUUCCCUUACCGUGCCUGGGGUGUCAUAUAUGCCACGGGAGCCUCUACCCGGCCUGGAGACGGAUAUACCAACGUUCACGCCACGUGUAACAUGUGUGUGGCCCUCGCCCCCCUGAGGGGAAGCCGUGCCUCUGUACCUUAUAUCAGUUGUUCAGUGUCUAUUGUAGACACUGUUAAUAUAUUUUUGUCCAACUUGCUCAAGAAUAGUAAAUAUUAUACAGUCAA
This is a messenger RNA of Procambarus clarkii (red swamp crayfish), 5833 nucleotides long. NCBI's taxonomy places the organism in Eukaryota, Metazoa, Arthropoda, Malacostraca, Decapoda, Cambaridae. The record is from RefSeq and is a predicted model, not a curated record.